AUGGCUGCAUCUAGAGAGUUUAUCAUCUGUUGCUUCAUAACAUUCCUCUUAUGCACUUUCCUCAUGAGAGUCGAAUCUGGUUCUGCUGACGUCAGCAAAGGAGGAUGUGGUGGCGGUGGCGGCGAGGGCAGUUUCCGGGACGAUAAUGAGCGGUGUGUAGAGGAGGUCAAAGAUGACAACGACGACGAUGACGUGGAUGACGUUUACAAAGUGAUUAAUAAGAUGAGGAUAUAUGCUUGA
Messenger RNA from Eutrema salsugineum, 240 nucleotides. RefSeq names its product protein RALF-like 17. Bases 1 to 240 code for a protein of 79 amino acids. The record is from RefSeq and is a predicted model, not a curated record. NCBI's taxonomy places the organism in Eukaryota, Viridiplantae, Streptophyta, Magnoliopsida, Brassicales, Brassicaceae. The transcript has a single exon.